AUGUCGAGUCAUCCACAGCCAUCGCCGCCCGGCGGUAUGCCUGCUCACCUAGGUCCUAUGAUGGGACACCCUCAGGUCAACGGUCAUAUCCCGGUGCAGAAGAGCAAUGGACCGCAGAUAAUAACUCAGAUGAAUGAACAGAUAUGGAUACAACUCGGAAGCUUAGCAGAACUGAUGGGCGACCUCGACGGGGCUCUUCAAUCUUACGAACACGCCUUGCGACACAACCAAUGGUCGGUACCGGCGAUGACUGGCAUAGCUACCAUCCUGAGAACCAGGGAACAAUUUGCAAAGGCAGUAGAAUAUUUGCAGAAUAUCCUCAAGAUCGACGCAAAUAAUGGCGAAAUAUGGGGCAGUCUAGGACAUUGUCACUUGAUGAUGGAUAAUCUGCAGGAAGCAUAUACUUCCUACCAGCAAGCGCUAUACUACCUUCGUGAUCCCAAAGAACCCAAGCUUUGGUACGGGAUCGGGAUCCUCUACGACCGUUACGGAUCACUGGAUCAUGCUGAAGAAGCAUUCUCGCAAGUCAUGCGCAUGCAGCCAGACUUUGAGAAGGCAAAUGAGAUCUAUUUCAGACUUGGCAUAAUCUAUAAACAGCAACAGAAAUUUCAACAAAGCUUGGAGUGUUUUAGAUACAUCGUCCACGAUCCUCCACGCCCAUUGAACGAAGAAGACAUUUGGUUCCAGAUUGGUCACGUGCAUGAGCAACAGAAAGAUUACGAGAGCGCCAAGCACGCAUAUAGACGUGUUCUGGAACGAGAUUCGAAGCAUGCAAAGGUGUUGCAACAGCUUGGCUGGCUACACCACCAGCAAAAUAAUGAAGAUGCACAAAGCUGGUACCUGCUGGGUCGCUGCUACAUGGCACAGCAGAAGUUCCCCAAGGCGUACGAAGCCUACCAACAAGCAGUCUAUCGGGAUGGACGCAAUCCCACCUUCUGGUGCUCUAUCGGUGUCCUUUACUACCAGAUAAACCAGUAUCGGGAUGCGCUGGAUGCAUAUUCUCGCGCCAUCCGCCUCAAUCCUUACAUCUCCGAGGUUUGGUACGACCUGGGUACAUUGUAUGAGUCAUGCAACAACCAAACCAACGACGCCCUCGAUGCAUACACCAGAGCUGCCGAGUUGGAUCCGACUAACAUCCACAUCAAAGCACGGUUGCAGUUGCUUCGAAGUGGACAGGCAACGGGUCCUAACCAGCACAAUGCCCCCAUCCCACAAGAUGUUCACCCACAGGCCUACCAGAAUGGCGUGGGCGUUCCACCUGGACCACAGUGGGGUGCCGCGGCUCCCCAAGCUGCACCUCCACAACAUCCGCAGCCCCCUCAGGGCCGCGUUGCGGACUGGACUCGAAACAUCGCUGACGUUUCGAACCCGCCGCAACAGCCUCCGCUAGCCAAACCCUACGAGCAGAGGGACUCGAUGAGAGCACCGCCUCAAAGGCAGCCGUCUCCCCGGCAGGAACCACCUCGACAUUAUGCCGAUCAGGCCCGACAUACACCUGCAAGGAAACCGAUGUCUCCUUCUCCCAAAAUGAAUUCUGCUGUUCCGAGCAUGUAUCCACCCGGACCACACACUCUACCGCAACUCAACGGUCCGGACAGGAACAAUCAAAAUUACGGUCCGGGAGUGAGGCCUCAGCCUCAGCCGAACGGGACCCCUAUCAACGGCAGUCAUACCCUGCUGCCUCAAGGACCUCUUCCACCAUACGGAAGGCCUUUCAGCCCCCCGAACGAGUUGAGACCCCUGAGAGACGAGAGGCCUCCGUCACCAGGACCUGGCUAUCAUCAUCAGCCGCCGCAGCCGCACCAGCAGCCCUACAACCAUAGCCAGCCCUUCCCCGGCGCCUCGUCUAUGGCUGCGGGCGCACCGGCACCUCCUGCAGCACACCCCAUGCCGGAUGGCAUGCCACGGGACGCUCACGAUCGGCCGCCUUCUGCAAUGAAGCGUCAUCGUGAGUGGGAAUCCGAAAGCGGUCCCUCCAAAAAAGUGGCCAAUGACGAGACUCGUGCUCGCCUUGAUGAGCACGCAUCCCGUCGGGCCAGUCCUCCAGGCCGGGUUCCCACCCCUCGCGAUGCGCACCGUCGCAGCUCCUCGGAGAUACGUAAGGAGAAUCAGCGGAUCGCCGACCAAAACUAUCACCCUUCGGAGGCUGCGCAUCAUCCAGCUCCACUAGCUCCUCCUCCAUCUCAGAUGCAGCCACAACAUGCCAUUCAACAAAGUCCUCAUACACCACUGUCACAACACCCGCAACACAUACCUUCCAUGAACACCAUGUACGAUGCUGCGAAGGAGGAGCGGAAGGAGCAGGUUGAAGGCGCUGCUCGAAAAGUGAAUGUCGACGAGGACUACGACGAUGAUGGUGAGGAUGAGAAGAAGGCUGUUCUCUCGGGCAGCAUGGGCGGAUCCGGCCAGGCUUCACCAAGAGGAAUGUCCAGCGUUACUGGCCAGCCCAAAGCGGAAAGUAUUUCUGCGUAA
Endocarpon pusillum Z07020 is the source of this 2472-nucleotide messenger RNA. RefSeq lists its product as uncharacterized. The record is from RefSeq and is a predicted model, not a curated record. Bases 1 to 2472 code for a protein of 823 amino acids. NCBI's taxonomy places the organism in Eukaryota, Fungi, Ascomycota, Eurotiomycetes, Verrucariales, Verrucariaceae. Gene Ontology annotation, biological process: regulation of gene expression. The transcript is spliced from 8 exons. Gene Ontology annotation, molecular function: RNA polymerase II cis-regulatory region sequence-specific DNA binding; protein binding; chromatin DNA binding.